Messenger RNA from Aspergillus japonicus CBS 114.51, 933 nucleotides. RefSeq lists its product as uncharacterized. The transcript has a single exon. Lineage: Eukaryota; Fungi; Ascomycota; Eurotiomycetes; Eurotiales; Aspergillaceae. The record is from RefSeq and is a predicted model, not a curated record. The coding region runs from base 345 to 827 and encodes 160 amino acids.
UCGUCCGCGUUAAUGCACACAUCUGCCGGUCUUACCUAGUGGCGGCUCGCCCGGUGAUUCCAUCGUGCAAAUCGUCAAUCAGAUGGACAUUACACCUAUGAGCUGUCUCUCUGAGAGCUUCCUGCUGGGAGCUUCAAUUCUAUUGUCAAUCUAGCCUGGCGGCUGGAUCUCCCCAGACUUCCACGCGGCUUGUUUUCAUACUUUAUCUUCAUCUCGACUCUGCCGGGUUGGCGCCUGCAUUAUAUCCUCAUGCAUCCGGACCUCUUCAGUAAAAUGAACGACGAUUGGCCAAGGACUGAUAUCAAGGCACUGUCAGUCACUCCGUUGCCAUGGCAUGACGGACUAUGCGCGCGGGGUCUGUGACUAGCACCGUGCUCAGGCUCGCAGGGGCCUCCCCUCUACCCCUCUGUGGGCAAGAGUGCUCGACCCUCUGGAGUCGUGGCCCUGGUAGAGUAUGCGCAUCCCCGCUCUUCUUGCAGGCUGGCCUAUGUUGGUGGGUCUAUCAUGAUAUCCAAUGUUUAUCACACCAUGCUGCAGAGAAGGUAAACAUUGAGACACCCGUUUGCACAGGAAGUGUCGCAUUGGAGAUCAAAAAGUUGACAAUUAUCUUCAUUAUUUACCUCGGUAGCCAUGAGGAAGGACUGGUGUGCUCGUACCGUUAUGUCCCAUUGGCUACUCAUCAACCCUGGUUGGGAAUUCUCUCACACCGUCUUGUUUUUCGGUGCUACAACCAACCAACCUUUCCACUCGGUGUUGGAUGCAAGCCCACACCUGAAGCAUGCAGCUCGACCUUUGACUGCUUGCCAUGUCACCCUGGCAUUCAAUAAUGAUGGAUCAAAAGCUAACGGAUGGUUCGAGACCGGACCUUGUUGAGUGUGAGGAUAAAAACGCUCACCGUUCCAUUCGGAUGUAUGACAGCCAGGAUAUAGCUUC